Sorex araneus (European shrew) is the source of this 2856-nucleotide messenger RNA. It is a transcript of the gene PSMA3, whose product is annotated as proteasome 20S subunit alpha 3. The record is from RefSeq and is a predicted model, not a curated record. The coding region runs from base 168 to 959 and encodes 263 amino acids. Gene Ontology annotation, cellular component: proteasome core complex, alpha-subunit complex; synapse; proteasome core complex. Gene Ontology annotation, biological process: ubiquitin-dependent protein catabolic process. The transcript has 11 exons. Lineage: Eukaryota; Metazoa; Chordata; Mammalia; Eulipotyphla; Soricidae.
GGGGCGGGGGGCGAGGGCGCUGCCUCGGGCCCUGCGGGCCGCCGGGAGCCGUCAGGCAGCGGCCGUGUGCGCCGCGCUCCUGUCCUAGGCCCGCGUCUCGGGGACGCUAAUCCGCAGAAGCUUUCCCGAAGGCUCAGGUGUGGCGGGCGGGGCGGCGUCGCCAGGACAUGGGGGAGCCGGUUUGCGCUGCUGAAUCAUUUUUCUCGUGGCCGUAUGACUUGUCAGCUUCUACAUUCUCCCCUGAUGGAAGAGUUUUUCAAGUUGAAUAUGCCAUGAAAGCUGUAGAAAAUAGUAGUACAGCUAUUGGAAUCAGAUGUAAAGAUGGAGUUGUUUUUGGGGUUGAAAAAUUAGUCCUUUCUAAACUUUAUGAAGAAGGUUCUAAUAAACGACUUUUUAAUGUUGAUCGACAUGUUGGAAUGGCAGUAGCAGGUUUGUUGGCAGAUGCGCGUUCUUUAGCAGACAUUGCGAGAGAAGAAGCCUCCAACUUUAGAUCUAACUUUGGCUAUAACAUUCCACUAAAACAUCUUGCAGAUAGAGUCGCCAUGUAUGUACAUGCAUAUACACUCUAUAGUGCUGUUCGACCAUUUGGCUGCAGUUUCAUGCUCGGUUCUUAUAGUGUGAAUGACGGUGCACAACUUUAUAUGAUUGACCCAUCAGGUGUUUCAUAUGGUUAUUGGGGCUGUGCCAUUGGCAAAGCCAGGCAAGCUGCAAAGACUGAAAUAGAAAAGCUCCAGAUGAAAGAAAUGACCUGUCGGGAUGUUGUUAAAGAAGUUGCAAAAAUAAUUUAUAUAGUACAUGAUGAAGUUAAGGAUAAAGCUUUUGAAUUAGAACUCAGCUGGGUUGGUGAAUUAACUAAAGGAAGACAUGAGAUUGUCCCUAAAGAUAUAAGGGAAGAAGCAGAAAAAUAUGCUAAGGAAUCUUUGAAAGAAGAAGAUGAAUCAGAUGAUGAUAAUAUGUAACACUUCAAGGCCUUUUAAAUUUCUAGCAACAAACUGAUGUAAUUAUAUUUAGCCCUGUGGAUUACCUCCCCAUUAUCCAAUUUUCAUUAAAUUUUUGUCUUGUAAUGAUGUUUGGUUUCUAUCUGCUUGCUUUGUGAAGGUAAUGAAAUUCAUACUCAGCAAUGAAAUAUAGUUUACGUAUAAAGAUUCCUUGUACAUACUACAAAAAGAGAUUCUGAACCAGUCAUUCAUUAUUCAACUCGUUAUCAGUAAUGUCUCAGGAUGCAGAUAAAGAUUUUGUAGAGUGGCUAGAGAAAUAAUAUAGCGGAUAGGGCAUUUGCACACAAGCCUACCCGGGUUUGAUCCCUGGUAUCUUACAUGAUCCCCUGAGCACCAUGAGGAGUGAUCCCUAAGCGCAGAGCCAGGAGUAACACCCCUGGCCAUUGCUGGGCGUGGCCCCAAAAACAACAAAAAAGCAAAAACACCUAAAGUCAAAGAUUUGGUGGAGAGGAGUGGUUGGAUUUUAAGGGUUCAAACUCUCUAUUCUGCCACUAAAAGGUUCUCAAUAUUAAAAAGUCUCAAUGUGCAACUGAUCUGAACCUACCAUUAUAAUCUAAACAGUAAUACUAGAAGCAUGAACAGUUUCAACUCAGGUCACGCUCUUGUUUAUUGCUCUCAUGCCAGUGUCACUCAUUUUACCUGGCAUACUGACCUGUGAUUUUUCUCUCCGUUUUUGGGCCACAUCCAGUAGUGCUCUGGGCUCUGCUCAGAUUCCUUCUGGUGGGGUUCAGAGUAUCAUACUGGGUGCUGGGUUGAUGGAUACAAGGCUAACACCCUACCCAUGUACUAUCACUCUAGUCUGCAAGUAUCAUUUUCUGCUUUUCUAUUUGCAGAUUUAUUAAGAUAACCAAUCUCCAGGCUAUUCUACACUUUCAAUUUUAAUAUGUGAAUGGCACACUAAUUGUGCUGUGUAAGAUAGCUGGUCUUUAAUUCCCAUCAGUAUAUUUGAAAAACUUCCUUUGAAAGGAUAUAGUACUUUCAAGAAAUCUGGAAUUGCAAGUAGCUAAGUCAUGUUUAUUAUAGAUGCCAUAAUUGUCAGGUAAAUAUUCAGCUAUUAUGAAAGCAGACAGUUGAUUUUCAUAUUUACUACACAUUAGAAUAAAAAGCUAGGUCCCAAAUAGCAAUGGCACCAGUAAGAUUACUCUUCUCAGGGCAGAGCAAUAAUAUAGCAGGUAGGUGCUUGCCUUACACACAGCUGGCGUAAACCCUGAGUACUGCUGGGUGUGGUUUCCCUUCCCCAAAAAAAGAUUAGCUUCUGGGAGGAGGGGGUUUGAAAAACAAAAUUUACUUUGACAAGAUCAUAGUUUUUUUUUUUUUUUGAAAGAUGGAAUACUUUAUUGCUGUAAAUCUUCGGAGGAGGAGGGGGUUUGAAAAACAAAAAUUUACUUUGACAAGAUCAUAGUUGUUUUUUUUGAAAGAUGGAGUACUUUAUUGCUGUAAAUCUUCUUGAUACUAGCACCUAAAAGAUAAAAGGAAAAAAGUUUUUAAAGUACAAAGUUUUACACAGAUUCAACAGAACUUACAACAUGAUAUCUGCAAACACUGAAACUUUGUAAUUUGCCUAUAAAUUGACAGGUGGAGAUGGAGGGAACACUGGUGGAGGGAAAUUGAUGCUGAUGGUGGGAUUGGUAUUGAAAUAUGCCUAAAGCUCAACUAUCAAUAACUAUUGAUUAGUUGUUUAAAAAUAUGGCAAAAAAAGUUUUAACAAUUCCAAAUACCUUAAAAGUACAAAAAUACUUAUCUGAUGACUGUUUUACUUCUACUGUUCAAGACACCUGCAAAACAAAUGAGAAAAAUCAAAUUACCAUCAAUGCUUAAUUAACUCAUUAGUAAAAAUAAAAUUAAGCCCAAGCCAGUA